Messenger RNA from Melanotaenia boesemani (Boeseman's rainbowfish), 3868 nucleotides. It is a transcript of the gene znf839, whose product is annotated as zinc finger protein 839. NCBI's taxonomy places the organism in Eukaryota, Metazoa, Chordata, Actinopteri, Atheriniformes, Melanotaeniidae. Bases 221 to 3343 code for a protein of 1040 amino acids. The record is from RefSeq and is a predicted model, not a curated record. The transcript has 10 exons.
UGAAGCUACGCUAGGCUAGUUGAAAACGGGUCCCGCUUACCGUUACCUUCCAGCGGUACCGCCGGUUCCGUUAAUGCUAUUAUUUCUUUUUGUUGAGCGGUAUAUGGGACCGAACACAUAGUUCUGAUAUAGAACUGUUCGUGGUUCGGUGUUGUGGACAGGAUAUCAGGUGGACCGUAUCCAGGCCCAGUGCCAUCUAACCGUUACCCUUGCAGCCAAAAUGGCGGACAUCGAGGAUGACAGCGGAGCGACCAGAACAAUAACAACCACGGAACCGCCAGGGGUUCCACCUCAACCUCCUGCCGCCCAGUUCGGGACUCCUUUACCUUUACAGGCCGUCGCUGAGACAACAGGGCCCGGAGAACAAAUACCGACAGCUCCCGCAGACCAGGACGUUCAGCUCGGAGAUCGUUCGGAGCCCUCGGAGCCCGCGUCCUGCUCACAGGGCGGCCAGCCCCCUCAGAAUGACCCGGUUGGUUCCGGAGUUCAGUUUGUGGACGGCUUACAGAGUAGUCCUGCGGAACAGAGCAUAUUGUUGGGCCCAGACUUCACUGAACUGAGCAGUACGACCAUCAUCUACGUGCAGCCGGACGGUAGCCUCGUGGAGGGUUCAGGACUGACAGCCGAGGAGCAGCAGGCCGUCCUUAACCAGCUCACCAAGCACCAGAUCGUCCAGGUCUCCGAAACCGAGGCCGCACAGCUGCUCCAGCAGAGCCAGCUGCUUAAAACCAUUCCAGUCCAAAACACGGCCCUGGACCCGAAUCAACUGCAGCAGGUUAUUAACCAAGUCACAAAGUCUCAGAAUCAGGUCCACCAACCCCAGAAGGAGCCGGCCCAGACUCAACAGGGUCUGAAGCAGCAGAAGCAGAUCCAGGUUCCUCAGCAGAACCUGAAACCCACGACCCAGACCAAUGCGUCCCAGCAGCUGAAGACUGUGGCCCAACAUGUUGCCAUGCAGACCGGCACCUCAGUUCAGAUCCAGAUCCAGGUUCCUCCCAAUCAGGACAAGAAGUCUGGUGCUGGUCCCCAGCAGAAAGUUGUGGCACUCAGCCAUCCACAGGUGAAACUGUCUGCUAAUGGCAGCGUGGGUAACGCUCAGAUCAUCCACAUCCAGCCUGUGGUCAGUCAGCAGGGUCAACAGUUCUUCCUGCAGCAGAAUCCAGGAGACCCUCCUAUUCAGCUGCUGCUGCAGACCCCCACUCCUGUUGUCGGAUCUCUGCUCCCGUUGGUCAACAAGCUAGCAGGUUCCACCUCCAGUCCAGGUCAGAAACCUGCUGCAUUCUCCGCCAAAGUCCCCAUGACCUCUGCUGUAAAGAAAAGCGCCCCCUCAAUCAUUAAGGCCCCACCCCCUCCCUCACCUAAAACCAUCACCAUCCCCACAGUCAAACCCCCCCCUAAUGGCACAGUAACCUCUGUCCGUAAAGGUCCAGAUAAACCACCUGCAGUCAUCACAGGGGUUCCGGUUCGGACUACCACAGCUGCCUUUGGCCGACCUGCUGCAUUGACCACUCCCACCAUCUCAAAGGACAAAGAGAAGGAGAGGAAGGUGAAGAAAAGGGAGAAGAAGGCAAUUAAAGUCCAAACCAGGUCUGGUCGGGUUUCUAGACCGCCGAAAUACAAAGCCAAGGACUACAAAUUCAUAAAGACCGAGGACCUGGCUGAAAGCCACCAGUCCGAUUCUGAUGACUACUCCGACAUGAGCGUGGAGGAAGAGGAAGGGCCCGACCCCAACAACACCCCCUCCAUCACCUAUAGCCACAAAUCCCGGUCGCAUCGAUGCCAGACUUGCGAUAAGGCCUACAUCGGCCUGGGAGGCCUGAACCGCCACUACAAAUUAAAUCCAACUCACGGAGAACCUGUUCCGAUCCACGGAGAACCCGAUGGGACCCACGGAGAUCCAGAUUCACCUGAAAACACCUCCAGCAACACACCUCGCCCUCAGACAGUCGACAGCCAAUCAGACGAGGGAAGCUAUGGUGCAGCGAGAGAGGAAGAGGAGGAAAAAGACACACCUGUCUCCACGGCAGCAAACAAAGCAGACGGGGGUCCAGCUGCAUCUGUUGGACUCAGAGGUCUUCAUCACAGAGGGCCAGGCCGUCCCAGGGGCCGAGGCCGAGGCAGAGGAAGAGGACGUGGUCGAGGUCGGGGUCGAUCUCUGGGACCACCUCCUAAGGUGACGAUGGGGCUUAUAACUCGACGGGGCCGUCGCGGUCGACCUCCCAAGCUCAGCGUCUCCACAACAGCUACAGAGCACCAGGCGGGGAGGCGACGAGACCGGCUGCAAGAGCUCGUGGAGCAGUGUGAGGAUGAGGAGCUGAUGGACAUUGUUCUUCCUCGUUUAACUAAAGUGUUGAGUCUGUGGGAGCUGCUGCUGGCAAAGGUGGAGCGUGGUGGUCCAACUCAUUCUCACUUUCCAGACAUUUACCAUGAGUUUGAGUCCCUGCAGGCUCAUGUAAGACAAGCAGCUCAGGACUACAUCAGCAGUCCACAUGGUGGAGUCAGUCCUCUGGAGGUUAGGAACAUCGAGGUGGCCCGGUCUUUGGGGAUCCUGGAUGAAGUGAACAGGAUGAAGGUUGUUCCCGGAGCAUCUCCCAGUUCCAGUCUGGCCAAUAAGAACGUCCGAUACUUGGGGAACUCCAAGAUGUUGCCGCCAUCUAAGAGAUUUAAGAUGGAGAACAGUAUUCACCACAACGGCACUGAAUCACCUCAGACAGGUGGUUCUGCAGCGCCCUCCAUCACAGCUGUGAAAUCCUGCUCCGUCUCCGUGUCUCCUCUGGUCAUUCCCAGAGGAUCCAAACUGAACCCGGCUGCCGGUUCUGGACCCAGUUCCUCCCCCACCCCCAUCCAGACUCUGCCCACAUCCACCCAUGUGGAGGCGGGUCCAACUGAGGACCAGGAAGACAGGUCUCUGCUGGUACCGGACCGGGUCUUGCACACCACGGAUGACACAGUCCAGAUGACAGAGAUGGAGAACACUCUGCAUUCAGUUUCUGAGAGUACCACAGACAUAACAACACUAGAUUCUGGAUCUGUUCAGACACUCGAGUCCAGUCUGAGCCAGUCCACAGCUUACCCCCAGCUCCAGCAGAGAGACCCGUCCCAGUCCGGAUCUGGCACUGCAGAACCAUUUGAGUCCAAGGAGCUGCAGGAGGGCCAGGAGAUCUACAUCCAGACCGAAGGUCUGACAGUCCAGCUGGCAGAACCGGGAUCAGAUGGGAUUGUCAUUGUGAACGGACCAGAUGGGACCACUAUGCACAUCCAGACCCCUGAGGGAGUCCCUCUGGAGGCAGUCCAGGCUCUGCUAGGUAUCGAGGCAUCAGAUGGACCAAAAACCCAACCAUGAACCCAGGUUAGGACCAGGCAGAACCAGAACCUUGUCUGAGACACCUCCUACAGAACAUCACACUUUUAAGGUGAACCUGACUUUUUAGAUCUGAUCCGGUCUGUUCUGGUUCAGAAUGAAGUUUCUCAUUUAAACCGGUUUCUCAGAAGUCCUUUUGGUUUUCUAAUUUCUUGAUGUUCUGGUUUCUGAUCAGAACUGUGUUGCGGACCUGAUGACCUCUUUGAGCUUCUGGACUAAGCGGUGACCAGCCAGGAUCAGCUCGUUUGAUUGGCUCUCUGCUGUGAUGUCAUCAGCAGCUGCUGUUUGUUUGUAAACAUGUUUUCUUUCUUUGGACGUAAACUGGAGGAUUAUUGGUUGUUUAUAUGUAGAUAAACAUGAACAAGAGUUGCACUAUUUUAUUACUUUUUAUAAGACUUGCAUAAAUGUUUUUGAGCUGGAACAUUUGGGAGUUAAUGUGAAGAACUUGAAGAGUUUGGAGGAAUUUUUUGGAGUGCAGAAUGCAUUAAACACAUGUGUCAUACCCGA